AUGAGCCUCGAGGAAGCUAAACAGCAACGGGCUAACACAAAGAAAAGUAUUACCCGAAUCAAAAAUCAAGUCGAAGCUAAUGCAAGGGGUGAAGGAAGGACGCUGUCGUCGGCGGAACUGAAAUGUCGUUUAGGGAUUUUGGAGUCGUAUUUCAAACAAAUCUUGUCGUUCCAAACCCAAAUUGAGAAAUUUGAUCCAGAUGACAAUGGUCGACUUGAAAUCGAGGAUUUAUAUAUUGCAUGUAAAAUGAGUAUCCAGUCCCAGCUUAGCGAAGAUGUCCACAACACAUCGCUUUCUGACUCAACUAUUUGUUUCCAAGCACCCAGCCACAAGUUGCCUGCACUCAAAUUGCCCACUUUCGGUGGUAAGUACAGUGAGUACAAAAAUUUUAUAACGUCGUUCAACCAAGUGAUCGAUCGUGAGGUUGGCCUUUCUAAUAUCGAAAAGUUCAAUCAUUUGCUUAACUGCCUCCAUGGACAGGCACUGGAAACUGUAAAGGCUUUCCAGAUUACAAAUGAAAACUACCCAAAGGCUCUAGAAAGGCUAAAGAUGCGUUAUGACAAUAGUUCGCUGAUAUUCAUGGAAAAUAUAACCAACCUUUUUGAACUUCCUAGCAUGUCAAAGCAUAAUUGCACACAACUUCGUAGUCUUGUGGACAAUGUUUCUGCUCUAUACAGUUCUUUGCUCUCUCUGGGCUCGCAUAGUGACAUCGCACAGUCAAUGCUUAUCUACAUAGUGAUGGAGAAAGUGGACGAUGACACAAAAAGAAAAUGGAAAGAUUCUUUAGACUUCACCAAACUGUCGUCAUGGAACGAUUGCUUAAAGGUUGUGGAAAGACAUUGCCAAUUUCUGGAAUCGGUUGAAACCAGUCAUACUCAUGUUGCCUCUCGUAAGUCCAAUCAACAGUCUGGUAAGUUCAAUGAUAAAGCUUCUAGAUCCGGCUCCAGUUUUUCUGUUUCAAAACGUGUUUGCCAGCUUUGCUCAAAAUCUGACCACACAAUUAGUCGCUGUACUCGCUUUAAGGAAAUGAAUGUCAGUGAACGUUUUGAAAAUGUCAAACGACUUGGCCUUUGUCUAAAUUGUUUAUCGAAAGGGCAUCAUGUUAAUAGCUGUUCAUCCUCAUUUAAGUGUAAAACUUGUUCUCGUUCGCAUCACAGUAUGCUUCAUCGGUGUCAGUCUGCACCAAGGCCCUCGUCCCCUGCUUCUGUCACCUUGAAUGAAAAUCCCGCCUCGGUCCACACCCAUGUGGAAAAAGCUUCGCCGGAACAGAUAUUGCUUGCUACUGCUAUUAUUCUUGUUCGUGAUUCUACUGGUUGCUACCAAUUGGGACGAGCUUUGUUGGAUUCUUGCUCCCAAUUGAAUUUCAUGACUGAUGACUUUUCUAGAAAGCUACAUUUGCCUCGAGCAAAACAUACUACUGUUGUUGCUGGUAUUGGAAACUCUCAUAGUAAUAGCAGAUAUAGGACGUCAACAAAUGUCAAAUCUCGAUUAACUGAUUUCGAAGCUACACUCUCGUUUUGUGUUACGCCUCAUAUCUCAUAUCAACCCGAUUCUGAAUUAGAUGUCUCGUCGUGGAAUUUGCCUCCAAAUACCCAGCUUGCAGAUGAAGAUUUUUUUAAAUCCAAACGUAUAGAUUUGCUCAUUGGUACAGAUACAUUUUUUGAUAUCUUGUCAGUUGGCCAAAUUAAACUUGGACCUAAUUUGCCCAAAUUACAUAAAACGCUAUUCGGUUGGAUUGUAGUUGGUCGUUAUCAAUCCAAGAGUACUAGUUCCUCUUGUAUGUUCACAAUAGAAGAAGAGGUCGAUUUGAAAUUACAGCGCUUAUGGGAAAUCGAAGAAAUCUCACUUGACUCAAAUGGUUUGACUCCUGAACAAAUUGAUUGUGAAUCAUUUUUCAACCAUAAUGUCCAUCGCGAAUCUACCGGGAGGAUUAUUGUGAGAUUGCCCUUUAAGGAACCUGCUGAGACAUUAGGUCUCUCUCGGGACAGGACUGUUAAGAGAUUUACCUCCCAAGAAAGGCGCUUUGCUCGUGACUACAAUCUUAAAUCUCAAUACAUUGCGUUUAUGAAGGAAUAUGAAGAUUGUGGACAUAUGAGUUUAGUUCGAAAUCCUCGGUUAGAUGUACCUCAUUUUUUCAUCCCUCACCAUUGUGUCUUCAAGCUCAACAGUACGUCAACUAAACUUCGUGUGGUAUUCGAUGCCUCGUGUCCAACAUCGUCUCAGAAAUCGUUAAAUGACAUUAUCAUGGUUGGUCCAACAAUUCAGGAUGAGUUGUACAAAAUUCUACUGCGUUUUCGUCUUCAUCGCUACGCUCUAUCAGCGGAUAUAAUAAAAAUGUAUCGUCAGAUCCUUAUAGAUCCUCGUGAUAGAAGAUUUCAAUACAUUUUAUGGAGAAAUUCGGAAGAAGAGGAAAUUCGUACAUAUGAGCUUAAUACCGUUACUUAUGGAAUGUCGUCUGCCCCUUAUCUCGCCAUUCGAAGUCUUCACUAUCUCGCUGACCAAUAUUCAGAGCAAUUGCCACUUGGCUCAAAAACUAUCAAAUCGUCAUUUUAUGUGGACGAUUUUCUGGGUGGUGCGGACUCAGUCGAAGAAUUGGCUCAAAUUAAGCGAGAAGUUACUGAAGUUCUAAAUCAUGGCUGUUUCGAAUUGGAUAAGUGGCACUCAAACCAUAAAGAUUUCCAGCAUGACAACACAACAAAGGAUUUGAAUAUUGACGACACUGCUAUAACUAACGCUCUUGGUAUCACUUGGGAUCAACAUAAGGACGUGUUCCUAUUUUCUUUCUCGCCUAAGACUGAAAUUUCGGAGAAAAUCACGAAACGCACCAUUUUGUCACUUUCAUCGUCUCUUUAUGAUCCCCUUGGACUCCUGGCUCCUAUUAUUAUCAAAUCGAAAAUCAUCAUGCAGGAGUUAUGGAUUCUGAAAAUUGGUUGGGACGAAUCUAUUCCCCAAGAACUGCACUCAGCAUGGAAUAAUUUUGUUUCCGAUCUCAAAACUCUAUCUUCGCUUCACAUUCCUCGCUAUGUUCUCGCUGCAAAUUCUCAACAAGUUCAACUACACGGGUUUUCCGAUUCAUCUAUUCUACGCCUAUUUACUGCUAAAUCUCGUGUUGCACCUACAAAAAGACAAUCACUACCAAAGCUCGAAUUGUGUGGAGCCCAACUUUUGGCAAGACUAUACUCCAAGAUAAAAAACCUGACCUCGCCCCCAAACCUCCAAGUGUUUCUUUGGUCUGAUUCUCAAUUGGUUCUUCAUUGGCUCAAGCAGCACUCCUCUACGUUAUCAGUAUUUGUUGGCAACAGAGUGUCAGAAAUUCAGGAUCUCACUAAUGGCUGCGUUUGGCGUCAUGUCCCAACACAUUUCAAUCCAGCUGAUAUUGUCUCUCGUGGUUCUUCUGUGAAAGAACUGUCCUCAUCAAUCUGGUUCAACGGUCCAGAAUUCCUUGCACUCGAUCCCAUUCAAUGGCCGCAUAACAAAAUGCAUAAAUUAUCGGAUGAAAGUCAACUAGUAAUUGACAAGGAAAAACGCAAAACUGUCCUUUGCCUAAAGGUCAAAUCUAACUACAUCUUGGAUUGCAUCGAAAAAUAUAGCUCGUAUUUGAAAAUAAUACGUGUUGUCGCCUGGCCCCAAGAACUGGAGAAUGCGUUGAUUCGUAUAGUUGUCAACAUACAGAAGCAACAUUAUCAAGAUGAUAUACAUCGAGUUCAGAAGAAAAAAGAUCCUCAAGGCACUCUGAGGUGUCUCAAUCCCUUCAUCGACUCAUCAUCUGGUGUUAAUUUGCUGAAGAAACCUGUGUCGUCGUAUCGUGAACUCGUGCCCACAAUGUAUACGAUAUCGCCCGAAAUUGUUGACGCAGAUGAUGGGGCACCACAUUUUGGCGGAUUGUGGGAGGCGGCCGUCAAGUCAGCCAAAGGUCAUCUGACGAAGGCUCUGUCAAACACUAGACUCACCUAUGAGGAAUUGUCUACCGCUAUGGUUGAAAUAGAAGCAAUUUUAAACUCGAGGCCGAUUUCACCUCUAUCUUGCGAUCCUAGCGACUCUGAGGCACUUACGCCAGGCCAUUUUUUAAUCGGCGCUCCCAUGCGAAGUUUGCCAGAACGUGAUGUCCUAACGAAAGAAGUCAACAAUCUUGAAUACUGGGCACGAAUAUGCGCUAUCAAGCAAAGUUUUUGGAAUAAGUGGUCCCACGACUACAUUAAUGAACUUCAAACCCGCAACAAAUGGAUUGCAUCCAACCCUAAUGUCAAACCUGGCUCUCUCGUUAUUGUUCGAGAAGACAAUCUACCCCCACAACAAUGGCUCAUGGGCAGAAUCAUCGAUAUUAUACGUGGAAGAGAUGCCCGUGUCCGCGUCGUAGACAUAAAAACUACAAGGGGAGUAAUGCGUCGCCCUAUUCACAGAUUAGCUCUACUACCUUCUUGA
This is a messenger RNA of Musca vetustissima, 4422 nucleotides long. RefSeq lists its product as uncharacterized. The record is from RefSeq and is a predicted model, not a curated record. NCBI's taxonomy places the organism in Eukaryota, Metazoa, Arthropoda, Insecta, Diptera, Muscidae. Gene Ontology annotation, molecular function: nucleic acid binding. The transcript is spliced from 5 exons. Bases 1 to 4422 code for a protein of 1473 amino acids.